Anopheles darlingi is the source of this 10466-nucleotide messenger RNA. RefSeq lists its product as uncharacterized. Bases 131 to 10336 code for a protein of 3401 amino acids. The transcript has a single exon. Lineage: Eukaryota; Metazoa; Arthropoda; Insecta; Diptera; Culicidae. The record is from RefSeq and is a predicted model, not a curated record.
CAGAAGUUAUUCAUAUUCAAAGAUAUUGAAACAAUUCAACAACCGUGUAGCUGAAACCGUGCACAGUAAUUGUUGAAGAGAAGCUUCUAACUCUGAAUGCCUAUCGCGAUUACGGUCUAUCAUUUUCAAAAUGAGCUCAGAGACAGCGAUUGUUGAAAGCUCUAAUUACAAAGUGUCGCUCCAUGAUCAUCAAAUCGUAGUCCAAGUAGAUGCUCACGAUACAACGGAAGUGAAACAGGGAUUGCUAAAAUCCAUCCUUUUCGUUCGCAUCAACCGGUCGUUGCUGAUCUUCGUGCAACGAAAUAAAGAAUGGAUUGAAGUGCAGCGCGAAGAAGUAUUUUUCUCCGUAGGUCACAAGACACCCCUCUAUCCGUGGGAUGUGUUCGACGAUGGAUGGUUGCUGGUGAGAAAAACCGAAGGAUUGUAUGUCUACAGGUGGACGGAUGCUGCGCUGAAGAUUGUGACAGUGUUUGCGGAAUACCACGACGCAUUUGGGUAUGGGGACCCAGGCAGUGCUUUCCAAAUGGGAAAAAUAUUCCCCGCAGAUAAAAGGAUCGGUGUAGUUACUCGGCUAAACUCUACGGUGGAGUUUCGUUCGAUUGAACUGACUAACACAGGGAAGCCGCUCCAGACGUUAUCGCGCCCUCCGAAACUUGGCGUAGAAUGGACGUAUCCCUCAUCGCGCAUUACACUGAUCGAGCAUAUUGACGAAAAGCCUCAGCUGUCUAUCGCGCUGCGUACGGAAUCCGAAUUGCAGCUGUUCCGGUUUGAUGAACAAUACGAAUUGAAGCUACUGCCCAAGGUCGUGAAAUUCCCACCGAUUAGUAAGGACUAUGAUCGGAUUGUGUUCGCCAAGUUUGAUAAUACCAAGUACAAUGAUCUGUUGCACUUCUCCAACGAUGGCCUGAUGAUGUACCGCUACAAUCAGACCGUUGAUACGUUCGAGAAGGUGUACUACUCGACGGCAUUCUCCAAGCUGCGAGGCUGGACCGAUCGAACCGUAGAAACCAUCAUGACGAUCGAUAUUAACGGCGACGGAAUAGAUGAGCUGUUUGGUUCAGGACCAAAAGGAUUGCUGGCACUACGUUGCUACCGUGGAAAUUUAGGAUUCGACUUUAGUAACAUCCUCGACGAUCACGUUAAAGAUCUCUCUAUUCGGUACGGUUUGAUAAGAUUGGUAGAAAAUGGGAUUUCGCCUGGGAACAAGCGAGAGGUAUUGUUGCAGACAUCAGACGGGUUAGCCAAGAUCCAUACAAAGCUGAACACAUCGGAGCCAAAGCUUGUCACGAGCUCGCCUGCACCAUCGGAGUUUGAUUUAGUUGAAGAGUCUUCACCACCAACUCCGGAGAAGAACCGAUUCAUCCCGGAACUGUUCGCACAAGGUUCGUAUACGUUAUGGCUACACGAUCAGCUGGAUCUGAGCACGCUACUGCAACCCUUCAAUCCACACUCGGGCACAGUCGAGCUGACACUUCCACUGAUCGAUAUCCGCAACCCGUUCGGUGUCGGUGUGCGAAAAAAUGUUCAGUACAAAAAUAUUGACUACAGCAAUGAGCUGGGACGUGGAUGGUCUUUCCCGCUCGAUUACAUUAUGGUCGAUCGCAAGAUGAGCGCCUUUAGCCAGGAUCAUAUCUAUUCGUUCGUUAAGGACAAUCAACGGAUCAUACUGAAGCGUUUGCCCGAGCACGCUCAACGAAUCGGUGACAUGUCGUUCGCGAUCGAAGGUUACGACGAUGUAAAGAUCCGGUACAUCCGCUCCAGUGAUACGUGGGAAGUGAAGAUCGAAAAUCGGACACUCCAAUACAAAGUGAUCAAGAAUUACCAGCUGCAAAACGUUUGUCCGUCUUGGCCGCUUUGUGGCCCGACACCGACGGAGGUCAACGAGCAGGCAACGAUUUGGUAUCUAAUCUCGGAGAUCGAUACUACCGGACAGGCGGCUUCGUAUGAUUACGAGCUAGUAAAGCAGGGAUCCGACAUUCGGUUGAUCACGAUCACCAUGAACGAUGGAUCGUUGGUCAAAUUGAGCUACGAACAAGAUCGUGUAUCAAGUUUCGCCAUUACCACCGCCAAGUACGAGCAGUCUGUCCAGUUCCACUACACAGAUGGCACCGACGGUACACAAUUGCGAGCCAUCACACAGAGUGAUCGUAAGCUGUUCGAAUUUGAGUAUGACCAGCAGGAUCGCCUAUCCAGGAUGGUCUACCCGAAUGGUGUCGUAUGGUCAGCCGAGUACACCGAUCUGGUAAUCGAUCCUUCCGCCCUGAAUCGAAACAUUUCGAUCAGUCACACGCCCUCGAUCUUCUACGGUCCGGACUAUAUGGUCGUUGUGGAUGCAAACGCGAAGGACGGGAUCUUUGAGAUGCACGUACGUGAUCCGCUGGGUGCCGAGAGUGGCCCGAAGACAAACCAAACCAUUACACUGAUCGCAUUGCCCGACUUUAAGAGCCACACAGUGCACGCACUCGAGCGACUAAUGGUGGUGACGGUAAUGUACAAAUCCAGCAAGGACAUAGCGAUCCUACAGUACACUGGCGACACAGGGGAAGGUUGGAUACACCGGGCGUACCAUAGUGAGUUCCCGUUGGAAGGUACGGUGGCGGCAGGCAACGCUUUUGCCCUGAUAUCAGACACCAAGCAGCUACAUGUUCUCACGGUCACCGAAGCCGGUAACUAUAGUGACUUCGUGGUACGUUCCAAUUUACCUACAAACUUUGUCGUCCAUGCCUUCGCCCAUGGCUACGCUACGUUUGACCAAACCAUGCGGAUCUACGUGCUGCGUGACGAUGCAGCCUGGAUGGAGUGUACGGCCAGUCCGAAUUGGGACUCGUUCGCUGCUAUCGACAAGUUCGUUGCUUCGUUCGCUAUCAGCGACGAAUUGAAGGGUUCCAUGCGCAAGGGUCUGAUAGCGGACAUGUUGAGUAGCUACCGUCAAGCACUGAUCCUGAAGGCACCGGUCUUCGCUGGAUCGCGACUCGAGAUCUGGGUGCGGUUCAUGAUGCUCAAUUUGACCGAUGCACCCAAAGUGAGUGACUACUAUACAGUUAAACUAGAGUUGGCCAACAUGAACACCUUCACCUACACGGUGCGGACGCAGGAGAACGAUGCGUUCCAUCUGGGAUACGCCUGGCAUGAGAACAAAUACCAUCUGCGUGUGAACAACUCGAGCGGUCCGCAUCGGGAAGCUUUCGAAAAGCGUAGAAAAGAGGUGCAGGCCGAGAAGGCUAACAUGCACUACCGGGAGUGGGCCAAGUUGUGGAACGACACGGUCGCCAUGUUGAAGCGCGAGUACGCCCGUAUAUACAAGACAGUCAAGGAUGCCGUCGUGUUCGCGUUGGAUCUGUCGCAAUUUGGGCUUCUAACGAAUGCGGACGGUGUGCUGGUCGGUGGCCAUCAGAUAAAGAACGAAGGGAACAAUUGGGUCAAGCAACGGCUCAUCGAAGACACGCUCCGGAUGCGUAAAGUUGACAAGCAGCUAAUGGGUGACUACCGGCUCGUAAAGGAGAAUGCGGAGGCACACUUUAAGCUUGUCUCGAACAGCUCGCGUGCGACACUGUUCGAUAUAGGUACGCCCAAUCCCAAGGAGCUUCAGCUUGUCCUACCGGCCUACGUUCAAUCACAGCGACCGAGUACUGCAUUGAAGGUGUUCUUCAUGGAUCACCAGAAAACAGUAACAAUGCCACAGAACGAAACGAUGAACCAGGCCAGCAAUCAGCUAGCGAUCAUCACAACGUAUCAAGAGGAUGCGGCUGCUCUACGCACCUGGCUCAAGUUCCGUUCGGUUAAGUACUUCGUCGACAGCCGUAUCACCGUGUUUGCUAAACAAACGCUAACUGCACCCUUUCAGCAGAUACCACUCGUGACGGAGCACCAGUAUGAUGUGCAAGAUUUGCAACUGUCGGCAGAUGGGUUCGUGUUCCGCAAGCUUAAGCUACUACCCGGUGGCAAACCGACCCAGUUCGGUUGGUACGAGCAGAGCAUCGAUCUGCAGACGGGCACAACCCUGCGGAAAGCAUUCGCGGCCGAUGGUCAUGAAGUGCUGGAUCCUCGUUUACGGGACGAGCAGAAGAAAAAGCAGGCCGCCGACCAACGACCAUCACAAGCCGAUCUCGAUCGUAUGAUCCUGGAUAAGGGAGAUCGUUUGCAGGUGCUCGAUCUCGGUUCCUAUCGAAUGGCCGAUGAAAUGGUUGGCUACUAUGGAUUCGAGAAGUAUGAAAAGAACGCCAUCGGGGUUCAGAAACGGUGGAUGUUUGAUCAGAAAUUUAUUGUGCGAGAUUCAGAGAACCGGUAUCUGAGGCUUACUAACCGCGAAAGCAACCUUAUCGGUACGUUCGAACCUGCUGUACCCAACACAACUUUCGUAGUAUCCUGCUGGAUACGGACCCAGGCCCCUUCAGUUGGUCAAUCGCUUGACAUUCUGACCGUUCAGGUGUUAACGAAAAACGGAACAUCAUCGAUCCAGAAAACUUUGUCUGCAGCUAGUGCGGAGGUGAAGCAUCAGAUCGGGAACUGGAGUUACAUUGAAACCAUUCUCGAUGUGACACACUUUUCACCGGCGACCAAGCUAUCGUUCCUGAUCACCGUAAUCCCAACCGAGGCGCACCCGAAAAUCGAUAUCGACCACAUUCGCUUUUCCCCGCUCACAAUGCCACUAGCGAUCAACGUCUACAAGCCAAUCACGGGAGAGCUACGGGCGAUACUGGGUACGAACGGGUUACCCCGGUACUGCUUCUACAAUCCGCAGGGCAAAAAAUCGAUCAUGUUUUCGGAGCACGCCGAAGUGCUGGAGCUUUCUGUGGAGUCGAAGAUCAUGUUCACUCGCCAAAUGGCUGCUAGGCCAUGCCUGAUCGAGCUAAAACCGCGGCACAGUAGCUUCAACCAUUUCGGGCCGGAACUUUGGCGAAGAACCGGUGUCGAAUGGUUGAUCGAACAUGGAUCGGCAACGUAUCACGGGUUAGGCAAUGCAACCAUUUCCCGAACAUUAGACACGCCCUGCUCGUCGUUAAGCAUUCGAUUCGUGUACAAGCUACUUCCACCGGCCCGAACGGCGUUAUCGUUCAGCUGGCGAGGGAUAACAUUCCCACUGCAUUGUUCCGUUGUGUCCACGGAAUGUACCCCAUCGUAUGGGGAAAUUCUAAUCGUUCUCACUGAGGUGCGAGCCUCGAUCUGGUUGGAUGGUGUAUUGCUACAGGAGGCCCUGCUACAAAAGGCUAAUAGCGAUCGCACCUUCACGCUGCACUCUACCGGACCGUUCGAGAUAAGUGAGUUUGUCGAGAUGUACGAUGCGCGGAUCAAGAUCACCUACCAUAACCUAUCGGGCCAGCCAACACAGCUGGUCGUGUAUGAAGAUCCGGACCGGGUGCGUGUACGCGAGAUCUGGUACGAUGAGAUCGAACGACCGAUUAUGCAGACGAAAUGGACUCAAGUGCAUCGCACUGCAGAUGAGCCCCAGUUCUUUGGCUACUACGAGCGAUUUAUCGUCGAGAUGGAUAAAGCUACGGAGCGGUUGACUGGUAUGGUAGAUGAUCUGCAUGCAACCUGCGAGGGUUAUCCUUAUUCGCGCACAAUUUACAGCGACAAUCCGACGGAUAGCAAGCAGAUUCAGGGACUUCCUGGGAAAAUGUACGGAAUUACCGGCAAGUAUCGAAGGCGCUACUCCAGCAGGCCACUGAAUAAGUGGCUGAACACACUGUUUCCCGUCUCGGCUGGCUAUCACCACCGAGUGGUUGAGCAUCCUGGCGGCGCCAUUCGCGUAACGGUGGAGGACAACCAAGGUAACAAGGUGGCCAAGUAUUCGAAGGUUGGUAACUAUGAUGAUCGGCUGACUACAUAUCGGUUCAACAAUGCAUCGAAGGUGGUGCAAGAACUUCCGCCUCUGUACCAUUCGAUGGCGCGCACGAUGACUAUCAAUGGUCCAUUUUUCCACACCGGCCCAGAACCGUCCGACGAUCUGCUGAAGCUGCAGAAGCUGUGGGAAGUGCGAAACGAUUAUGAGAAUGGUGGACAACGUAUGAUUCGCCGACGCACACCGGAUGGUGGUAUCACUCACUACCUAUACGAUCGUCAAGGUGCUCUUCGCUUUACGCUGCACAAGGACCACGAGGACCAACUCGAUCGAGUGAUACACUUUGUGUACGCUGCGAAUGGGAAAGUUGCCCGCGAAGCCCUCGUUAAUCUGACCCACGAGGAGUGUAAUCGUAUUUUGGAGAGCAACGAGGACGUGCCAAGAUCAAACGAUACUAUUGAGACGCUGUACGGCGAGCAGGAGAACCAGCCACGGUUUCGCUAUCGCUCGCAGCUGUCCACGAGGUAUAUUGGGGACGAUCAUAUGACCGAAAAUCUGAUCUUUGGCGAGAGAGAGCUGCUGCUGAAGAAGGCCUACGUCAUAAACACGAUCAACAUGACGUACUCGAUCGAUUAUGAAUGGCAGAAUGAUAAGCUAAGGUCGGUCGUAUAUCCGAUCAGCUUCGGUGAAGAGGGCAGACUGAAACUCAUUCAUGAUUACAAUGGGCACGGUGAAAUAAGUGCUAUCCGUACAGACACCAACGCAGAACCACUGUUCACAUUCCGGUACAAUGCCGAUGGAGUUCUGGAGACAAUGACCGUCGAACCCGGUAGUGAUCGUUCUUUCACACGAAACUUCACGUACAACGAGCCCGGCUUUCUGGUACAAAUUGAUGAUCCGUACCUUAGUGAGAGAAUCAGCUAUUUGGAAACCGAUUCCUAUGGACAAGAUAAAUACACUCCCAUCUACGAGGGACUUAUAUCGCAGACCUUCUUCACGGCACACUGGCAACCGACUGUUGGAGCGCUUCGGAAUGGCAUUUUCCCGGAGUACUUCGUCAACGAACUGUUGAAUCACAAACAAGCCGCAGUUUGUUUCGAGGCUCUGCAACAAGCGGGUUACCUCCAGAACAAUCAAGUCAACAGAACCCUGUACACCGAGCGGAAUGAUGAGCUGCCGCACAUUUGUGGGGAUCGAAUUCCGUUGAACCAUCUGGCGGGAGUGCUGAGUCGCAAGAGCUUCCCGCAGGAGUAUGGCCAUCGGUAUGAUUACGACGAUCAUGAUCAGAUGAUGAAAGCCAAAUACUUCCACGGCAAGGAAGAGCAUAAGCUAACACCCUUGACACACAAGAGCUUCACCCGAGAGAUACCGAGUGUAAGUAAGCAGGACUCGAAGGCAAUAUGGGAUACAUUGACGUCGAACGAGUUCCUCACUACGGACUGCACCAAUCCGAGUCUGUGUCACGGUCGCCCUGGAAUAAAAUCGCUGUUUAAGAAAUUCGUUCAGCAGCAUCGCUUCAGCAACCAACUGGAAAUCAUGCUGUUACGUGCGAUCGCCGAUCGUACAGGAGUGAGUGAACAGGACUUUGAACGGAAAUGUGAACGCUGGAUCAAAGCAUCCCACAUGGUGAAGGCUAGAUGUGGGGAGGCUAAAGCAUUGCUCCAAAAGCACGGUGUAUUGGGAUCAUCUGCCGAUAGUCCACUGCAGGCAUUACAAGAAAAGUUUAGAAAUUCGUUGAAGGCAUUUGGCCAACACAUACCAGAUAUUGUGCGUGUGCUGAUACACCAUUUCGCCACGGGUCUUGGUCGAUCGGCGGCCGAUGUGCAAUCGUACGAGAUUGACGCGAAUGGAAAUCAUCGAAUGUUUUAUACCGGCUUCACUCGUUACCGAAUGGAGUAUCGUGAAGGUACGAACCAGAUCACUAAGGUCCAUCGACUAAGCUUCGAUCGAGUGCAAAGCAAGGAACAGUCUUUCGAGAUGCAACAUAACAGUGAUGGGGCGGUGAUAAAGGCGGAACACAAAGGCAUCAAGCACAUGGAGUAUGACCGCAUAUUGCACCGCGUGUCCAAGAUCGAGAUGGUCGACGGACGGAAAGUAAUCUUACAGUAUGAUGUGCGAGGAGAACGAACCUUCAAGCAGGUGCUAGAUGCCGAAGGAUCGGUUACCCACGAGAAGUACUACAUCCGAGAUGCGCAUGGUAUCGUGUUGGUAGAUAUGGAGAUGACCUAUCUGGCUAGCGAUCAACCACCCGAUGUGCGAGUUACGAGCUACCUGUACAAGGAUCAACAGUUGAUUGGAUUCGUUCGGAACGAUCAGCUGUACAGCGUGAUCACGGAUCACGAAGGAUCGGUCCGGUUGGUGGUGAAGAACGGAGAGGUUGUGGCGGCAUACGACUACCUACCAUACGGGCAGAUAUUCCGUCGCUAUGGUACAGAUUUCGAUGGUCAGAUAUCGUAUCUUUAUACAGGUCAGGAAUGGGACGAGGACAUCGAGCUGUACAACUACAGGGCAAGACUGUACGAUCCCGAUAUCGGACGUUUCUAUCAAAUGGAUCCCAAGGAACAGUAUGCCACUCCUUACGUGUACGCCGGGAACUCACCGGUGUCGCUGGUCGAUCCGGAUGGUGAAUUUGCCUUCGCCAUCACUUGCUUCAUUCUUGCCUUGAUAGGCGCUUACGUUGGUGCCUCGUCAGUGGCCCGCUCAUGGAAUCCAUUGCAGUGGGAUUGGAAAUCGAAAAGUCUUUGGCUAGGUAUGAUCGGUGGCGCCCUGACGGGUCUAUCCAUUCCAUUCAACAUGUCUGCAUCAGUGGCAUACUUCGUUGGGCUAGGACUAUCGCUGACCACCUCGAUCAGCAUUAUGGUUUGCUCGGGCAUCACCCUCGCCUACUUCUCGAUGGCCGCUGCCAGUGGCAGCUGGAACCCGGCCGAUUUCGAUCUCACCAGUCCCAGCACUUGGAAUGCCUUGCUGGGAGGCGUUGCUAUGGCAGCAUUUGUAGUAACAAAUCCAAGAUCGUUGUACAAUUCUUUCAAAGCGAUAACGACCGCUCUUGGUCGAGCCCUGUUUGUCGCCACCAAGGUCGGCCUGAGCUUGACGUUUGCGUACUUCUUUGCUGUGGUCAAAAUGGGCGGAGAGUUCGAUGUCACUAAGUGGGACUUCACUGAUCCCGGGCUCUACUACAGCAUGUUCGAUGCGUUCGCGACGGUUACCUGUAUGAUGAUGGUUACCCGCAACCUCCCGAACACGGCUAGGCGCUAUGUGAAGAAGAUCAGUACCUCACUGGACAGGUUCGCCGAAUCACAGGUGUUCUUCCGCAUGCAUGGCCUCAUGAAGGGUGACUGGUCCUCGAAGAUGGCUGGAAUGCGCUUCUUUCUCCGUACGAAUGCACUGGCGAUUGCGAAUUUGCAACGUGGCAUCAUACCGAUCGCAUUUUACGCAUUCAUUCUAUCACUAAGAAUUAACGAAAGUUACGAAAAAAGUCCCGUGCCCGGCUUUUCGGUGUUCGUACAGAUACUCAGUGCAGCGGUCGCCACGAAAGGAUUCUCCAAUCGUAUUGUUAAGCCAAUACUCGGUCGAAUGACUAAUCAACCGCUAGCGUUGGCACUUGAAGGUCCACUCCCCCUACACUUAGGUGAUGCCGGCUAUCCCUAUUACAAUCGGAGUUCAACAUCGAGCGCCGGCAGGAUUGAGACCAUAUUCGAUUGGUUUCACAUCUCAUACGAAUGGCCAUCUUUUGCAUCGCGCAAGCCGCAAGCUAGCAGCAACGUCUAUUUUAAACACGUCUCUACGGCGAGAGGAAACUCCCACCAGCAUCACAACAAACCGGCCUCCUUCAUUCAGAACUGCUAUCGUGUCAGCGAUCCUAUGGAAGGAAUGCGUGACUACGUAAAAUGCUACUCCCAAAGCUCGAUCGAAGCGAUUCACCCAAAACCGCAUGCUAACCUGGAAGCAUCCGAUCACUACUGGAGUUGUAUGCCCAUCACCUACGCCGGAACCCCAUCCAUUUCGUGCGAUGGUGAACGAUCCAAUCUUCUCUCGAUGCAGCUGCUGCCACCAGCCCCAAAAGUGUUUGAUUAUCUCGACGGAUGGUUGCUGUUGGCCCGAGUUGCUCCGGCAGCUCUGCGCGAAGUUAAACGCCUCGUGCAAACCGUUAUUCAUCCACCCGUAGUGGGAACCCCCGUCGAGCAAACAGAGCAGCAGAAGGACGAGCUAGAGCAAAACUGCCAAUCAGUGAUCCGUCUUUCUGAGGUCGCUCUCGGUCGAUGGCGUAUGGAUUGGGUGAAACCGUUGCUGGAAGAUGUAACAGUUGAUGUGAAUGAGUAUCUGCAAUAUGGACGAGGUAGUUAUUCACUGCUACAGGAAAGACUAGAAGCUCUCGGAGACGACAUUGUGGAGGAAAUCAAUCUUCGGAAGCAAACGGAACAAACAUUCAGUUACCAGCAGCAGGGUAGUUCAUUCCACCCUUCAUUCCCAAUGAGGGGAUCAUUCGAUUACUAUACUUUGAAAGCGGACGGACACGAUACAAUCUCUUAUAAAGCCUGCUCAUAUAUUGAUUGAAUAUUAGAACGGUAGAGUUAGCGAUCUUCUCUGUAGCGAUGGCUGAAAUGCGACCAGCAUGUGUUUUUCAAGUUUUACUUUAUUGUUGUUACCAUUAUUAAUAAUAAUAUUAUUAAUUAUGUUCCUCUCA